AUGUCGCUCGACUCCCAAUCCUCGCAACAGCUGCUCACCACCGAUCCCAACGCACGCUUCCUCGGCGUAUCAUGUCUGGAUCUCCUCCUCAUAGAAGUCGUGCCUAUGGCCGAACGAAUGACCGCAGAACUCAACGGUACAUCAUCAUCAAAGACAGCGACAACAGAGACAGCAACAACAAUAAGCGGGAAAUUAGAAGAUGAGGAACUGCGAGAAGCAACUUUUUAUCGCUUAGAGUCAUUGGGCUAUAGAGUGGGACAGGGACUUGCUGAAAGGUUCUCUCGAGACCGACCUCGUUUCGCAGAUAAUCUAGAUGUGAUCAAAUUCAUAUGCAAGGAUCUAUGGACAAUUCUAUUUAAGAAGCAGGUUGAUAACCUGAAGACGAAUCAUAGGGGUGUCUAUGUCCUCUCUGAUAAUUCGUUCCGACCCCUGACCAGGAUGAGUAUGACGGUCAGAGUUUCUGUGGUUUCCUUGCGGGCUUAUUAG
This is a messenger RNA of Talaromyces atroroseus, 486 nucleotides long. RefSeq lists its product as hypothetical. The transcript is spliced from 4 exons. Gene Ontology annotation, biological process: regulation of GTPase activity; endoplasmic reticulum to Golgi vesicle-mediated transport. The record is from RefSeq and is a predicted model, not a curated record. Gene Ontology annotation, cellular component: cis-Golgi network; TRAPP complex; trans-Golgi network. NCBI's taxonomy places the organism in Eukaryota, Fungi, Ascomycota, Eurotiomycetes, Eurotiales, Trichocomaceae. Bases 1 to 486 code for a protein of 161 amino acids.